This is a messenger RNA of Lingula anatina, 2019 nucleotides long. Its product is annotated as progressive ankylosis protein homolog. The record is from RefSeq and is a predicted model, not a curated record. Gene Ontology annotation, cellular component: plasma membrane. Gene Ontology annotation, molecular function: phosphate transmembrane transporter activity. Gene Ontology annotation, biological process: phosphate ion transmembrane transport. Lineage: Eukaryota; Metazoa; Brachiopoda; Lingulata; Lingulida; Lingulidae.
GAUUUGUGUUUAUAUUCAGCUCUUCUUUGCGUGAGAGGACAGAAAAUGGUUAGAGAUAAAUAAACGCAACACGUGCCCCGGAGCUGAAAAAAGAAGAUGUGGAAAUAUUUUGCAUUAAUUCGCUAUCUUGUUCCACUGGCUUUGACUAAUAUUGCACCAGAUAUUGCUAAACAGGUGUUAAACAGAGGAAUCACAGCCACUGAUGAUGUGGAAGACACUUUGGCAAGUUUUGGCCUUGCCUAUGGUAUUGUGGAGCUCAUGUUUGGCAGCUUGACUGAAAUGCGUAAUGUAGGCCUGGUACUCUUAGUGUCCAGAAAGGAUAGAAUCAAGGGUCUUCUGACAGGUGGAGUGAUCGCCAUGGUGGGGUUUGUCUUGCUGCUAAUUACAGGUUACACAGUGGUUGGGACAUAUUUGAUAGAAAAACUUCACCAAGUAGAUGAGCAUGUGAGCGAAAUGACGAAGACUGCUCUGGUUUAUCUUUCUUUAAUUCCCCUCCUAGAAGUAUUGGCCCAGGCCCAUGCUGGAAUGUUACUUCAACAUCGGCACAGUCUGCUGGUGGGGGUAUCUUCCCUCAGUGAUGUCAUUACUCAGUUUGUCAUGAUCGUGGGGUUGAUCAUGACUCCACUGAAAAACGAAGACCCCAUCCUAAUCCCGGUGCUGGCAGUCUAUGCUGGCUUCACAUGCAGGGUGGUUAUCAAUGUGAUAGGCUACUAUUGCACUGUGGAGAAACUCAUGAAGGAGGAAGCAGAGGUUCCACUAACAAUACCAAAGCUUUUGCACUUUCUCUGGCCUCUGUGGUUAGUUCAGAUAGCACAUAAAAUCAGUCGUCCUAUGAUUAGCAUGGUAGCAGCACGAAGUGCUAAAAAUAGUGCCAGAGCUACCGAAACCAUCGCUGUGUUGGCCUUGACCUUUCCCUUGGCCAGAGUGUUCUAUGGCUGGCUGAACAACCUCAAGGCUGUACUGCCUCCGUUCUCCAAGGAAACCAAAGAACACAGAGCUUAUAGUGUCAGAGAGAUCACAUAUUUCUCCAUGGGCUGCUGUGUCUUUGCUGCAAUGUUUGCCUUCCCCCUGGCGUGGGUACCAGGCUCAGCUCAGGCUAUGGUGGCUACACUGAUGGGUGUUAACUUGACCCUGGCAGGGGAGUGUGUGAUCCCCAUACAGAUCUUUACCUUUAUGGGAAUAUGUGUCACAUUCCGAGCACACCUCACUGGUUGGCUUUUGAGCAAGAAGAAGACAAAGCUCCUGGCGCCCUCAGGUGUUGUCAGACUUGUGGCCAUCAUUGCUGCCCUCUUUAUUUUGCCUUUACUAGGGGUCAAGGAGGCCCCUAUGGGGGUGGCUGCACUAUUGAUAGGUUUUAUUACUGAGGCACUGAUGGUCAUUAUUGGUGCUACUUAUGUCCUGAAAACUCAGACUUAUGACUCAGUUCAACUGGCAUCCGAACAACAGCUUCAACUUCCAGAGUUGUACAAUCCCCGUCUCUCUGGCAUGGCUGUGGAGUCAAUGGAGUCCAUUUAUAUCGGGAAGGGUUUUAUUUCUCCAGCUCAGGAUCACCACCAAGGCCCAUCACAUACAGAUGUUCCAAACACUCAGGAGUUGAGUCAUACAGAUGAAAAUCAUCAAAAUGGUAUUGGGGUAGAAAAGCCUGAUUCAAAUGAGCAUACAGAGCUUUCUGUGUUGAACGCAUAGUAGGAUUCUGGGUUUACUGCUGGACCUCAUCUAAGACCCUUUUCACAGAAAACAGUAUACACUAUGGCAAUACAAUCUGUACUGGUAGACUUUGGGAAGUACACACAUGUAAUUCAAUUGUGUUACACAGCAUUAGCUAGGUUUUGUUAUAUGACUCUACUAUUAUAUUAUUAUUAUACUAUUAUCAGGCCAUUCAGUUGUCAGUCUCUCAAAUUGUACAUCCUGUAUAUCUUAAGUGUGCUGCUUGAUGUGAAAAGUGUUCAUGUGGAUGAAUUGGUGUUUGUUAUUGGUGCAUUGAACCAGUGGAUCUAGGAAUUGAGGAUUGAGGGGAGA